AUGCUUGAUCCAUUCGAGGCCGCAGCAGACGUUUUUGGCGCGUCUGCCGACCAGGUCAAGCUCAUUUUUUGCUUGCUUGUCACAUACCCCCUCGGCUCUCUGUUUAUCCGCAUCCCGCCUACCCAGCCCGGCCUCAAGCACAUAUUCAACAUCGUCAUCACCAUUAUAUUCUUCUUCCCGUUGCUCAGGCUCCAGGUCGCAUUCUUCCAACUGCUGGCAAGCAUCCUCGCCACGUUCUUUAUCACCAAGUAUGUUCGCUCGAAACAGAUGCCCUGGAUCGUGUUUGGUGUGGUUAUGGGCCAUUUGACAGUCAACCACGUUAUACGCUCGAUGAACAACUUCAGCUACGAGACGCUCGAAGUCACCUCUCCUCAGAUGGUGCUUGUAAUGAAGCUCACCACCUUUGCGUGGAAUGUGUACGAUGGGAGACGAACUGAAGCAGACAUCGACGGAGACAAAUGGCAACUUGCGAAACGCGUCGUCAAAUUUCCAUCCCUGCUCGAAUUUCUUGGCUACUCAUUUUACUUCCCGGGCAUGUUGGUCGGGCCUUACCUUGACUUCGCCGGUUACAUGGACCUGGUGAAUGAGACGCAGUUCAAGGACCUCAAAAUCAAGGGGAAGCGCGGUCGGAACAUGCCUGAUGGUCGCAAACGCGUCGCCUACCGCAAGAUGGUCUAUGGAUUGAUUUACCUUGGCGUAUUUGUCGUAUUUGGCCCCAACUGGUCGUUCCAGCUCACCAAAACGGACUGGUUCUUACACCAACCCCUUUAUAUCAGGAUUGCGGUUCAUCAAAUUUGUGGAACAACCGAGCGCAUGAAGUACUACGCGCUUUGGAUUCUUACUGAGGGCGCCAGCAUUGUUACCGGCAACGGAUUCUCUGGCAUCAGCCCUACUGGACAAACUAUGUGGGAAGGUGCCCGAAAUGUUACUCCUCUGGAAGUUGAGCUGCCAUCCAAUUGGAAGACAUCGCUCGACCACUGGAAUACCAAGACAAGCAUUUGGCUGCGCGAGACGGUUUACAAGCGCAUCACACCCAAGGGCAAGAAGCCUGGGUUCUCUAGCAGCAUGCUUACGUUCUUCACCAGCGCGUUUUGGCAUGGGACUGCAGGAGGCUACUACUUAUCUUUCCUGACCGGGGGUUUCAUUACCACCAUCGGGCGUCUUGCACGCGCCAACUUCCGCCCAUUGGUUCUUCCCGCACCUGGAAAGCCGCCAACCAUCGCCAAGCGGCUGUACGAUAUCGUUGGGACGUUCAUCACAGUCCUCUUACUAAACUACACGGUUGCACCAUUCAUGCUGUUGACAACUGCAUCAUCGAUGGCCACGUGGGCGCGUUUGUGGUUCUAUGGGCAUGCCAUUAUUGCUGGCACCCUCGUGUUCUUCUACGCGGGUGGGGCAAAGGCAUGUCGCCGGUUGCAGAAGCGACAAGCGUUGAAGGAGGGUAGAGCCAAGAAGGAGGACGAUGCUUCCACCGAAGUCGCAACACCAGCGGAGGAAAAGCUGCUGACUGUACCUCCGCCGUUGGAUAGUAUCGUACCCCCUCCAGGGCAGUAA
Molecule: messenger RNA, 1554 nt
Organism: Mycena indigotica
Lineage: Eukaryota; Fungi; Basidiomycota; Agaricomycetes; Agaricales; Mycenaceae
Exons: 6
Coding region: 1-1554 (517 amino acids)
Biological process (GO): glycerophospholipid biosynthetic process; lipid modification
Cellular component (GO): endoplasmic reticulum; membrane
Molecular function (GO): 1-acylglycerol-3-phosphate O-acyltransferase activity; 1-acylglycerophosphocholine O-acyltransferase activity
Source: RefSeq, a predicted model, not a curated record